Ustilago hordei is the source of this 441-nucleotide messenger RNA. RefSeq lists its product as uncharacterized. The coding region runs from base 1 to 441 and encodes 146 amino acids. NCBI's taxonomy places the organism in Eukaryota, Fungi, Basidiomycota, Ustilaginomycetes, Ustilaginales, Ustilaginaceae. The transcript has a single exon. The record is from RefSeq and is a predicted model, not a curated record.
AUGUCCAAUCCAACUACCAAAGUGAUGCAGGUGGUGCUACACAUUGUCAAGUACCUUAAUCAAACUAAAGAUGAGGUCUUAUGCAUUGGAGGCAAGGAAGUUAGCGAAACUACAAUUGAGACAUACACUGACACAAAUUGGGCAUCCAACCCUAAUACAGACUGGAAGAGCACCUCAGGAUCAAUUGUUAAGGUUUUUGGUAGCACUGUAACAUGGAACUCACACAUUCAGAAAUGUGUUGCCAGUUCAGCAGUCAAAGCUGAGUACAUUGCUGGCUCUGCAGCCACCAGAGAAGCACUUUUCCAUCAACAUUUACUCCAUGGCCUUGGAUUUGACAAUAACACACCAACCAUAUUCACUGACAACAUGGGCUGUGUUCAAGUUGCUAAUGACCUGCUAUGCAUUCAAAACUCAAACAUGUUGACACAAAAUAUCACCUGA